AUCAUUUCUCAGACGUUAUCCCCCACCUGGAACCAGAUGCUGCUUUUCAACAGCGUUGUGCUUCAUGGCGACAGAGAGGAGAUUGCUCAGUUCCCACCAGAGAUAGUAAUCGAGCUGUAUGAUGACGAUGCAGUGGGUAAGGCAGAAUAUAUUGGUUCUACGGUGGCUGCUCCUGUGGUGAGACUUGCUGAUCAAAACUAUGAGCCACCUAAACUUUCUUACCACCCACUGCACUGUGGAAAUCUUUCAGGAGGAGACCUUCUUGCUACAUUUGAGCUUCUGGAGAUUCCUGAGUCAGAUCCAAGCAGACUUCCCCCACUGGAUCCACCAGAUGUUAGCCAGAUUUACCCAGUUCCAGCUAACAUCCGACCUGUUUUAAGCAAGUAUAGAGUGGAGGUCCUGUUCUGGGGUGUUCGAGAGCUGAAAAAAGUCCAGCUCCUUUCUGUAGAUCGUCCCCAGGUUCUCAUUGAAUGCGCAGGGAAAGGAGUGAAAUCCUCUGUCAUCCAGAGCUACAAGAAAAAUCCAAAUUUCAGUGGCCUUGCAGACUGGUUUGAAGUGGAGCUGCCUGAAAAUGAACUCUUACAUCCACCACUAAGCAUCUGCGUGGUCGACUGGAGAGCGUUUGGGAGGAGUACUCUUGUUGGAACACAUACCAUCAAUUGCCUUAAGCAAUUCCUAUGUAAGACCCAGUUGGGUCCUCAAGCUACACCAAACAGACUAGACACUGUAGAAAUUGAGGAAGCUUCCCCCGAGUCAUCCCAGCAUGCUGAGGUAGCCCAAGAAGAACCAGUUUUAGCUGAUCACAUCUAUGCCGAGGUGGAACAAGGUAAAUGCACAGUGGUAGAGCCAGACCCAUAUAUUGCAACACUUCCUGCCUCUGAACCAGAGCACUCUGCCGCUGAACCAGGGAAAGACAGAAAACAGAAGGAUACGAAAAAGUCCAUCCGUAGGUCAACAAAGAGGAAAAAAAGAACGAUUGCAGAUGAAUCAGCUGAAAAUGUUAUUGACUGGUGGUCAAAAUACUAUGCUUCUGUGCUCAAAAUGCAAAAGGCAAAAGGAAUUUUUUCCGGUGAGGGAAAACCCGAAGACAAUAAGCAGACUUCUGACCACGUUGCAUUGAUCAUAGAAGAGGAGCCAGACAAAAAGAAAAAGGAUAAGACAUUGAAAAAGAAACAGAAAGAAACUCCAAAUCUAGCAACACUGCAGAUUUAUGAAGGAGACUUGGAGAGUGAAUUUAACAACUUUGAGGACUGGGUGAAAACUUUCCAGCUCUUAAGAGGAAAAUCUAAUGAUGAAGUUCAUGCUGACUCUGAAGAUAGAAUAAUAGGAAAAUUUAAGGGCUCCUUCUGCAUAUACCCAAGUCCUGAGGAUGGCAGCUUGCUGGACGGAGGGCAGCCUCGCAUCCUGCAAGGGAUACCACCAAACCACUCUGUCAAAGUCCUCAUCAGGGUUUAUAUUGUGGCAGCAUUUAACCUCAGCCCAGCUGAUCCAGAUGGCAAGUCAGAUCCCUACAUUGUGCUGAGACUGGGCAACACAGAAAUUAAAGACAGGGAAAACUACAUCCCCAAGCAGCUAAACCCGGUAUUUGGAAGAUCAUUUGAAAUCCAAGCUACAUUCCCUAAAGAUUCCUUGCUCACAGUCCUGAUCUAUGACCAUGACUUUGUGGGAACAGAUGAUCUCAUUGGAGAGACUAAAAUUGAUUUGGAAAAUCGUUUCUACAGCAGGCAUCGAGCUACCUGUGGGUUACAAAGUCAAUAUGAAAUAGAAGGGUACAAUGCGUGGCGAGAUGCAACCAAGCCAAGCGAGAUCCUCACUAAGCUGUGUAAGGACUACAGAAUAAGUGGACCUUUCAUGCAACCAGGGGAGAUACAAGUAGGAACAAAAAUCUUUAAGGGACAGACAGUCUUCACAGAAGAUGAGAACGAGGAGCCAGUUGAAUCGUAUGAACAUCUCUCCUUAAAGGUUUUACGUGCAUGGGAAGAAAUCCCUGGAGCUGGAUACAAACUGGUCCCAGAGCACAUUGAGACUCGGCCUCUCUACCAUAAGGAUAAGCCAGGCAUGGAACAGGGUCGUAUACAAAUGUGGGUCGACAUGUUUCCUAAAGAUAUGCCUCUGCCCGGGCCCCCAGUGGAUAUUUCACCAAGAAAACCCAAAGGCUAUGAACUGAGGGUAAUAAUCUGGAAUACAGAAGAUGUAAUUCUAGAAGAUGAAAAUAUCUUUACAGGGCAAAAAUCAAGUGAUAUCUAUGUAAAAGGGUGGAUAAAGAGCCUGGAGGAAGACAAGCAGGAGACAGAUGUACAUUACAACUCCUUGACAGGAGAGGGCAACUUCAACUGGCGCUUUGUGUUCCCGUUCCACUAUCUCCCAGCAGAGAAACAGAUGGUGGUUAGUAAAAGAGAAAACAUAUUUUCCUUGGAAAAGACAGAGCGCAAAAUACCUGCUGAGCUGGUGCUUCAAGUGUGGGACUUUGAAAGACUCUCUUCAGAUGAUUUCUUGGGCACUCUUGAACUGAACCUUAAUGGAUUCCCUCGAGCAGCAAAGACAGCCAAGAGCUGUGACCUAGGCAUAGUUGUGGCAGCAAGUGAAGAAAACACGAUCUCCAUAUUUCAGCAAAAGCGCGUCAGAGGCUGGUGGCCUUUCAUCAAGGCUGGGGAGCUCACGGGCAAGGUAGAAGCCGAGUUUCACUUAGUCACAGCAGAAGAAGCUGAGAAGAAUCCAGUAGGCAAAGCUCGAAAGGAGCCUGAGCCCUUGGAAAAACCCAACCGACCAGACACAUCAUUCUCUUGGUUUGUAAAUCCUUUCAAGUGUUUGUAUCAUCUGAUCUGGAGAAAUUACAAGAAGUACAUCAUCAUUGGCAUAAUUCUACUUAUUCUUGUUGUCUUCUUGGUGCUCUUCAUCUACACUUUGCCAGGUGCAAUCAGUCACAGGAUCGUUGUAGGAUGAGCACAGAUUAUGGCUCUUACUGUAACCAAUCAUAUAC
Molecule: messenger RNA, 2980 nt
Organism: Antrostomus carolinensis (chuck-will's-widow)
Lineage: Eukaryota; Metazoa; Chordata; Aves; Caprimulgiformes; Caprimulgidae
Gene: FER1L6
Product: fer-1 like family member 6
Exons: 21
Biological process (GO): plasma membrane organization
Source: RefSeq, a predicted model, not a curated record